AUGGCUGAAAUCCAGUUGUUCAAAACUAAGAUUACGCUUGCGUGCAAGCUCAUACGAUCAAGCGACAAGCUGGACCAACCUUUUGCAUUCCCUCCUCAAAAGGAUGAAUGUGAAGUCUACAUCAGAGAAAGAACGGCUCAACUCAAUCACUUGAUGACAACAAUCAAAAAAGCAAAAGAGCAUCACGACACUUACGUUGAAAAAGCAAUCGAAGCAAUAAGUUUGCGAUCGGAGCAAAAGGAACGAGAGAAGCUAAUGCUGGACUUGAAUAACCACCUGGAACUAGAGUCUAACUGCUUGGAAAUCGAGACGCUUCAAUGGAUGUGCAAGAUCGACUUCAGAAAGGAGGAGCUGGCACAACAAGCCUCCCUGAUCACGGAAGCUACUAGUGUCACCAACCAGGCUGUCAGCAACCAGAGCAACUCAUUGAGCGGAGCGGACACUGCCAACUCGUAUGAGCGCAGUGUUCGUGUACGACGCCCUCUGCUAGAAGUCCCAACAUUCUCCGGGAACUUCAGAGAGUUCAACACUUUCUGGUCUGUAUUCGAGUCCCUCAUACAUAACGAUGCGGACUUGAGCGAUCAGGAGAAAUUCCUCUUUCUCAAACAAGCAGUGAAAGGAAAAGCAGCGGCCUCAAUCAGCAGUAUCCCCGUCAUUGGGGACAAAUACAACGCCGCAGUGAGCAUUCUCAAAAAACAAUACGACAGAUCGUCUAGUAUAGCGGACAUCUUGAUCAACGAGAUCGAGCACCUACCAAGGGCUCAAGGAAGCUCGACAAGUUGCCGCAAUACGCUCAGUGCCAUAUCGUCUCGCAUCGUACACCUGGAACAAGCUCGAGUACUAAUGAGCGCAGACCGAGUAUGGAGGCGUCUGAUCCUCUCCAAAUUCACAGAGUCCAUCUGCAGCCAAGAAACAUUUAUCUCAAACGAAGUAAAGAUCACACUGAAAGCAUUGCGCAGCUACAAGAGACUGCAGAAUCUGCCAGUAUUCACCCUAGAACGGCUGACAUCGUCAACCAAAACCGCACAUCUCUCUGACGCGGACCGAAGUUUUAUCAAACGAGAGAAGAUCACCAUCGCUCAGCAUAGCCUGAAAUCGCCUAAAGCCACUCCUGCGCUUUACCAAGUCAUCUGCUAUGACAAUCCUGCUAUGGUCCUUCCAUCGGGACUUAUUUUAACUCCAACGAUAUUCGGCUACACGAUUUCUGGAAAAAGCAGGAUCCAAAGAGCCUUAGUGAAAGGCGGGCUCGUCUGUAGCUCUCAUUUCGUUGCUAUGCCGAGUGCGGCAAUCGCGCACAAGUUGAAAGAGAAGUCCAACCUCGAAGCCCAUUUCGGACCUGUGUAA
This is a messenger RNA of Cooperia oncophora, 1344 nucleotides long. The record is from the annotation of a GenBank genome assembly. NCBI's taxonomy places the organism in Eukaryota, Metazoa, Nematoda, Chromadorea, Rhabditida, Trichostrongylidae.